Molecule: messenger RNA, 4285 nt
Organism: Ornithodoros turicata
Lineage: Eukaryota; Metazoa; Arthropoda; Arachnida; Ixodida; Argasidae
Product: forkhead box protein N2-like
Exons: 11
Coding region: 240-1703 (487 amino acids)
Biological process (GO): regulation of DNA-templated transcription
Cellular component (GO): nucleus
Molecular function (GO): DNA-binding transcription factor activity; cis-regulatory region sequence-specific DNA binding
Source: RefSeq, a predicted model, not a curated record
ACGACAGCAGAAGUAACGGCGGCUGCUGCAACGUACACAAGGAUAGGAAAGCCAACAUAGCAUCACACGAGGUGGAACGGCUGCGGGAAUGUUUACGUAUUUUAUACCAGUGAUUUCUUUACUGUAACGUGCCUCAGGAUCUGUUUCUCUAUGCCAGCAUUUACUAAGGACGAGGAGUUGCUUCAACGCAGAAGACUUCGACAGAAGCAGGGACGAGAAGGGUGUCCCUGCCAGCAGCCAUGGCGGUAGAGGAACAGCCAAUGAGAGAAGAUGCAGCCUUUGCUCGCCCUCCGCGCCAGAAUAGCAGCCAGGGCAUCGGGGCAGGCGAGGAGGGCUUUCCCCCCGCGGGGGGCACGCCCCCCCGCAGUGGCAGUCCCCCGGAUGGCGGGGGCACCCGUGCAGGAUCCGCUGCCGACGAUGAGCUGACCAGCCUCACUUGGCUUCAGGACACAAAUCUCCUGCGGAAGCUACCGGGAAGCUCCGCCGGUGGAGCGGGCGGACAGCCCAGGUCAACGAGAGUGGCGGAUGACGGAGAGGCCGGAGAGUGGAGUGCGGGGCAGGUGCCCUACAAUCCGCAGGUGCACGUUACUGCAAAGCCCCCUUACUCCUUCAGCUGCCUCAUCUUCAUGGCAAUCGAGGAGUCCGCCACCAAGGCACUUCCCGUGAAAGACAUUUACGCCUGGAUCCUUGCCCGGUUUCCCUACUUCCAGAAUGCCCCCACGGGUUGGAAAAACUCCGUGCGCCAUAACUUAUCCCUCAACAAGUGCUUCCGAAAGGUGGACCGUGAGAAAGGUGUGGGCAAGGGUUCACUGUGGUGCAUCGACCCCGAAUACCGCCCUGCGCUGGUGCAGGCGGUGCGCAGGGCCCCAGCUUUUCCCCAGGGGCUGUGGGGUACAUCUGCCUCCAGCCCUGUUGUAGUGCCUUCUUCCCAAAGCAGUAGUGAUCAGCAUUCUGACUCUCUGCCAACUACCAAUGUUCCUUCACCCUCUCUGUUUCCCUUCUUGUCAAAGAGAUUAGCAGCUUCUUCAACAAAAGACCAGGACGUGGACGCUGCCGCAACGAUGCUGGCGCUGCAGAAUGGUCCGAGCCUUCUUCUCCUCCGCAGUGAGUUUUGCGAUGACGACGAUGAUGACAGCUGCCAUGACUCUCCGCCAAGCCCAAGGGCAAUCAAGAGAAGGCGUUCAAAGCUCAGGAAUGCGUCCGGUCCACCUGCAACCGGAGGUACCGCCAACCACCACCCCGCGAGCGCCGUCAUGCCCAUCAUCACGAGCAGCCCGAGCGAGGACCACACGUACAGCGCUUCCCUCAGCAACGGCAGUGCCAACACGAACGAGGACUCGGACGAAGGAGAGGACACCGGGGUCCAGUACGAUGUCGUCGAGCCAUCGCCGCCGCCUCCUCCUCCUCCGCCGCCGGCGCGGCCAACUCAGCAAUCAAAGACUCAAUCCUCCGUGCCGCCGAGGAAACGGCGCCGCACCGCCUCUCCGCCCUCGGCGACUCCCACGCGGAAGAAGCUCCGGCGGGGGCCGGCCAAGCGUUCCGCGACCACCGUGGCACGAGUGCGGGAGAGGUUUCGCAACGCGGAGGACGAGAUGGCGGAAGGGGCGCACGCGCUGCUGAACCUGGCGAAGAUAGCCACCAGUCAGCAGCAGUUGUUGCUGCUCGGCGGAUCGUCCCGUUUCUACAGAGUUUUUCGUGACUGAUAUCGAACGAGGCGUCUCCAGCCACAACCCGAGGUUACAGGCUGUGCACGCAGUAAGUCUGCUCGGUAGCGCCAUCUGCACGCCUGACGGGUUUUUAAGCGUGCCGUGGGUGCGUUGUCGGUGGAGGCUGUAUUGCAAGUUCGUUCGUUCAGCGUGUCACCUGGUUUUAUUUUUUAAACAUUGUGUACGGUGGAGCUAUGUUAGUAUAUUCAUGAAAGUUAUCUAGAUUCAUUAUUUAUUCUUUUUUUUUUUCUCUUCCAGAGUGUGCAGUGCAUUUGAAUUAACGGUUGUCGCGUUACAAGAAUUUUAUUAUGCGUGCUUUCGGCACCCCCGAGCGAAGGCAAAACUGUAAAAACCAGGAAAUGAACAAUCGAGUUCCAAAAAAAUUUUUAUGUAAAACAUGUUCACGUGACUUGUUCGCGCCGACACGUUUUACGCGAGGCUUUACGCGCCGCAUAAUCACGCGAAUGAAUCGGCGUGAAGAUGACAUUGUGCUCGUGACAUCAGCGCCCGUUGCUCAGAUUAGGCUGCUUUUUUGGGUACACGUACCGUUUUGCCUUCUGCUUAACACCUUUAGUCUUUUGAGUGGGUCUCAAUACGAGAAGUUCGUAAAUAAAUAUUUGCGACUGCGAAUGUCAUGACGCUGCUAGAAGUAACAACAACAACAACUUUAUUUGAAUGGUGAAGAGUGGAGAGUCUGCAAAAAGUAGCUACGACAAGUGAUUAGAAAAACUUACCUCAAGAACGUGCACAAAAGCAAGAAUAGGCAACCGCAAAGUGUUUUGUUCUCUCUUCCGCCAACAAGAACCAGGCAGUUAAGGCACGUGGACAUGGUCCUAGCGAAUUGUGGUAGCAAUACUCGAGCAAUACAAGGUGAACCAUUAGUUACGUCAAGGUUAAAUACAUAGAUGACCUCAUGGAGAGGAGUCCUCUGGACAUUGUGACAAGCAGUGGUCAGUGCGAUGCAAUAGUCCCUUUCCUUAGAUAACUGUGCAGUGUUUCCAGGGAGUUGCAACCGAUUAGAAUCAAUCCGUGCACCGAUACGAUUUUCUAGCUAGCCUUAGGUAGCUUUUGGAAUCUGCCCAAGACCGCCAGCCACGCCCACAGUCGUGCACACUUUCGUACAGUAUUUUUCACCUACGUGUGUUGUGCCAAAGUAGAUGAGACAAACUGCAAUAAUGCCGGAGGAGACCCUCCAGGCAGAGACUCCGUGCUUCCCUUUUUGUGCUCGAAAUAAGGACAUACCUGUUUCAAAAAAAAAUAUUGAAAAAAAAAUUCACGAAGAAACAAAAUAAAAUGAGGCGCGGUGAGCGCUGGGACUUGAGGGGGUGGACGACCCUGAGGCAUCCCUGCCUGAUCCGUACCAUUAAGCAGUGUCUUGAUGAAUACACGAUAUCAUGACAUAUACUUUUACCAGUAAGUGGUACUCAAAGAAGUCAAAUACAUCUGCCUCCUCAAGUCGCUGCCUUUUCCGCUCGUUCAUGUGUGCAUAUCAUCUGUUCCUUCUUCUUCUUAUUUUUUCUCUGUACAUAAAACCACUUGUUUGUGAGUAUAUCUCCCAACGUUUUGAUACUCAAACAAAAAAAGUCCUAUGCAAUAAUUAUGUACUGUACAGUUGCCUGCAAAGAUGAUAGCACAGGUUAAUAUGUGCACAUUUAAUUCACCGCAAGUGAUGUGAUCAGUAUCUCUCAAAAUUUAUAUCUUGUUGAAAGGUUGAGGUAUAUUACUGUGUGGUGUAUUACUAGCCGAGGACAAACCAUAUGCACGGUGUGUGUGAUGAAACAAAUCUUAGCUUAUCAGCCAAAUUAGAUAAUGUACACGGUGCCCUAACUAACAUGCAUCGGGAUCUAAUCCAGUAUUGUUUGUUGUGCCUAAUUAGCUGAUUAGGUAAGGUUGAUUAGCGAGCUUUUGAAGUAUCGGGUUCCAAGAACGUACAAAGAAAGCCUGCAAAAUAAAAGGUAUCGCGUGGCAACGUGUCUGUGCACAGAGAUUGCAGUGCGCAUUAUCACACAGCGCUGUCUCUAUUAAUUUUUUUUUUUCUUCUAAAUCCUGGUGCAUGUUACUUGGGACAGCUUGUAGAUAGGAAGCCUCUUUUGCCACACUUUUGUGCCACCUGUUGAACGAAAAGAAAAAGGACAAAACAAAGAAGUCUUACAAAAAUUUGUUCCCUGGUGAAAUAUAGAGAGAGUUUUGCAGAACAGGGUUCAAAGACAAGCCCACAGGAUACUUCGUUCAUGGCAUUUUUUUACUUUAAAAUCUCGCAUGCUCCAGUGGGUUGCAUGUGGUAGUUUUUGUUUUAAGAAACAAACAAAAAUGUGGUUGUGUGUGGAUGUGUUGUGCAAGGAGCAUCCUGUAACAUAGUGUUUUACGAGCGGGUUUUGUGAAUGCACUACCCCCCCGUGUUUGUUGCAUUGUACAUGUUGUUAACGGGAAGGUUUGUUUCUUCUUCACGUCUCGGACGGUUUGUGUCGUCCUUUCUUUUUCUUUCUUUUUUCUAAGACAAACGUGCACAGGCUGGCCGUUCCCUCGACUGUAUGCAACGACUUUGACAAAAAUGACAAAUAUAAUAGAGGUUUGGACAA